This is a messenger RNA of Diaporthe amygdali, 447 nucleotides long. RefSeq lists its product as uncharacterized. The transcript has 2 exons. Bases 1 to 447 code for a protein of 148 amino acids. The record is from RefSeq and is a predicted model, not a curated record. NCBI's taxonomy places the organism in Eukaryota, Fungi, Ascomycota, Sordariomycetes, Diaporthales, Diaporthaceae.
AUGAAGUUCACCACCACCACCAUCCUCACACUCCUUACGGCCCUCACAGCCGCCGCUCCCUUAGAGCCUCAGACCAUCUCAGUCGACCUUGAGAAUGGCGAGGCCCAGAACAUCACGGACAAUGCCAUCGAGAAGCGGUCUCAGAGCGGCAAGAUGACGUACUACACGCCGGGGUCGGGUUCAUGCGGCGCCACCAACAGCGAGACUGACCUCGUGGUGGCCAUCUCGACAAGCAUGUACGGGACGUACGCAAACCCCAACUCUUCGCCCAUGUGCAAAAAGUCGGCAAGCAUCAAGUGCAACGGCAAGACGAUCAAGGCGGCCAUCAAGGACAAGUGCAUGUCGUGCGGCAAAGGCGACAUUGACGUCUCGCCGGCGGUGUUCAAGCAGUGUGGGGCGUUGAGCCAGGGGGUCAUCACUGUGACCUGGGAUGUGGUACGCAAAUAG